Molecule: messenger RNA, 6042 nt
Organism: Anopheles cruzii
Lineage: Eukaryota; Metazoa; Arthropoda; Insecta; Diptera; Culicidae
Gene: Cad86C
Product: cadherin-86C
Exons: 11
Coding region: 1-6042 (2013 amino acids)
Biological process (GO): homophilic cell-cell adhesion
Cellular component (GO): cell-cell junction; plasma membrane
Molecular function (GO): calcium ion binding
Source: RefSeq, a predicted model, not a curated record
AUGUCCUCGCAUGGAACAGUUUCGGACCGGAGUAGAAGCUGCACACAAUCGACGUCCCGCUCAGGGAUCGGGUCUGCGGUAGUGGCCGCACUGACCGUACUAGUCUUGGCGGGGGCGCCGCCAUGGUCCCCCGUGGCCGGGCUCGACCCGAAGUUCGACCCAUCCACCCGCAUGCGGCUCGUCCUGGUGCCGACCGAUGCCACCGUCGGCUCGGUCAUCUAUCGGUUGCGGGCGACCGACGAAGAGUUCGAGUACCCGCUGCAGUUUGAGCUCGUCGGCGAUGCAUCUUCGUCGAAGGUCCAGAUCGAGACGCUGCCGUGCACGAAGUUUAACUCGAUCUGCCAGGCGAACGUGAUCCUGACGCGCCGCCUGGAGGCGGGCCGCUACUACGACUUCCAGGUGUCGGUGAAGGACACCAAGGGUGGCAUGUCGGUGCAGAGCUGCUCGAUCACGGCGACCAACUUCACGACACCGCACGACACCAUCUUCCCGCACAAGGCGGGCAUCAUUAUGGUGCCGGAGGAUGCCAAAAAGGGUACCGAGCUGGACUACGUGCUGGCGAACAAGAAUCCUCUGCUUCCAAAGCCGGUUUACCUCGAGCUGUGGGGUUCGCCACUGUUCGGUAUCCGGCAGAAGAUCAUCUCCCCGGACAUGACCGAGGGCACCAUCUUCCUGCUCGGUCCGCUCGACUUCGAGAAGCAGGCGAUGUACCACCUGACGGUACUGGCGAACGAUGCGUACGCGGAACCGGGCCAGGAUACGCGCAACAUUGCCGGGCUCGAGGUGGUCAUCAUAGUCGAGGACGUACAGGACGUGCCGCCCGUGUUCACGGUGGCCCCGCCCGUCACGCGGCUACCGGCUGGCCUGAUCCCGGGCGACAAGGUCCUGCAGGUGCACGCCGAGGACGGUGAUAAGGGCGUGCCGCGCGAAAUACGCUACGGUCUGGUGUCGGAGGGGAAUCCCUUCACGUCGUUCUUCGACAUCAACGAAACCUCUGGUGAGAUUACGCUGCUCCGGCCGCUGGACGACAUACUGGCCCUGACGCACGCCGGCGACCCCGUCCUGCUGACGGUGAUCGCCGAGGAGGUGAAGGUCACGCGCCAGGAGCCCCCGACCAUGGCGACGACCGUGCAGCUGGCGUUCUUCCUGCCCGAACGCAGCAACUCGCCACCGUACUUCGAGAACGACCAUUACGUGGCUCGGUUGGAGGAGAAUGCAGCACCAGGGACGGUGCUGACUUUCAGCGAGCCGUACACGCCGCGCGUCAUGGACGACGAUGCCGGGAAGAAUGGGGUGUUCUCGUUGACGCUACUCGACAACAACGGCACGUUUGAAAUUGCGCCGAACGUGGCCGAAGGACACGCCAACUUCGUGAUCCGCGUGCGGGAUAGUGGCCGGCUGGACUAUGAGGUGGCGACGUACGUGCACUUCCGCAUCCUGGCGCAGGAGCUCGGGCCGGCCACCAACCUGUCGACGCUGGUCAAUGUGACCGUGUACCUGGCGGACGCGAACGACAACGCGCCGGUGUUCGAGCAGCCGGACUACCUCGUCGAUCUGCCCGAGAACAUGACGGCGGGGACGCGGGUGGUGCAGGUGCACGCGACCGACGUGGACACGGCCGGGUUGGGUGGUACGGUGCGCUACACGCGCCUACUCGGCCCGCACAACACCUCGCUGACGCUCGAUCCGGCUUCGGGCGUUGUGACCGUGGCCACCAACCAGCACGGAUUCGACCGGGAGGCGAUGCCAGAGUAUCACCUGCGGGUGGAGGCACGCGACGACGAUGGUAUCGGGAACCGGGCCGAGGUUCCGCUCACGAUCCGGCUGAUCGACGUCAACGACGAGUCGCCCGCGUUCGAGCGAUCGCUCUACGAGUUCCUGCUGGCGGCCGACCUCGCCAACUUCACCGUGCCCGCCUUCAUCCGCGCGACCGACGCGGAUGCCGAGGCACCCAACAACGAGGUGCGGUACGAGCUGAUCUACGGCAAUUACGAGAACAAGUUCUUCCUGCACCCGAUAACGGGCGAGCUGCGGCUAACGGGGCCCCUCCGGGCGCGGGACUCUACGGGACAGAGUCGAAGACGCCGCCAGCUGUCCGGCGGCCCGACCCGACCCACCCGCGGUCCACAACCGAAGGGCGUGACGGACGUGUUCGUCCUGACGGCACGCGCUUUCGACCUGGGCGUUCCGGUGCGCUACUCCGCCACCACGAUCCACGUCUACCCGCCCGAAAGCCGGACGCGCACCGUUACGUUCAUCGUGCCGGGCCGCGAUCCAGAUCGGCGCAAGAUCCUGGACACGCUCCAGGACAUUACCGGGGGACGGGUUAUCAUCCAGGAGGUGCGGCCGUACACGCCGGGCGAUGCCGAUGGCAUCGCGACCGACAUGUUCCACUCUGACCCGGCGGGUGGCGGGACGGGCGACCGGUUCCGGUCGGUCGUGAUCGCCACCAUCCUGUACGAUGCCGAGUCGGUCGUGGACAUUGGCCGGAUCCAGCAGCGCCUGUCGGCGAACGGGACCGUUCCGGGCACGAUCGUCAGCCAGGACGAACGCACAGCGAUCCUGUACAAGGCGGAAAAUCGAGUCCUGUUCUGGCUGCUCAUCUUCCUCGCGAUCCUGCUCGCCCUGGGCAUCCUUACGCUGCUGCUGUGCUGCAUCUGCCCCGGGUGCCCGAUGAACGUCACCAACCGAAAAAGAAUCCUUCGGGUGAACAAUAUCGAAGACGAUGUGCAUCUUGUUCAAAGAAAGCAAGGCAUCGGAAAAAAGUCGAAAUCUGUUCAGGUCGCCGAAUGGAUGGGACGACACGAUGCGUGGUCGCCGGGAAACCGAUCGACCGAUUCCCGGACCAAACCGACGCACUGGGAGUACCGAGGACGCCGGGACAUUGCCAAAGGGCGCACCGGUGGCGGCGGCGGGGGCGGCGCGGCCGGCAGCAGUGCACUAGCGGCGGCCACGGCCGCUGCCGCCGCCGCCACCACCGGAACCGCACCGGCGGGACAUCGGCACAGGAGACGGCGGGACUCGUCCAACGACGAAGGACGCGACAACAACAACUACAGUAACAACGAGGACGACAGCACUGGCAACAGACGGCAGACGGUUACAAUUAGGGAAGACGCGAAGGGCGGCGGCGGCGGUAAGGCGACGAAGGAGCACGCGCACCUGCACCGGUCGCGGACGAACCUGCUGAACGCCGCUGGCGACCGGGACAUCUACGUGGAGGACGUCGACGACCCGCACGAUCCGGAGUACCAGUCGCUGAAGCGCAUCCACCACCACCAUCACCACCAUCAGCAGCAGCAUGGCGGUGGCGGUGACCGGCGAAAAGUGACGGCGACUGACGACGACGGUGGCGGACCACUGGCGGUGCCGCCGAUCGACGACGACUCGAUGCGCCGCCACGAGCUCGACCGCGGCAGCGACCUGAACUACGAGCGGCGCAGCAGCUUUAAGCGACAGCACCACGCCCUGACGCAGGUGCUGAUCGGGGGCGAGGGAGCCGAGCCCCGGGACCAGUACUACAUCAAGGAGGGCAACGCGGAAAUCCUGCGGCUCACUACCCGCGGUGGCCGCAACGAUGGCGGCGGGGGCGGGGUGGGCGAAGAGAACAUCUACGUUAACGUGGCCCAACGUGGCCCACCCGUCCCACCCGCCCAGUCGCAGCAGUACAUCAUGGUGGACAACGGCGGCAAGGAGAUCCUGAUGCGGCGCUACAUCGAGGAGCAGGCGAACGGGAAGCAGAUCAUCCGGGAGCACUACCAGCUGCUGCCCGGCGCCACCUUCAUCCAGACCAUCCCGAACGAGGUGCCGACCCCGGUCGACCCCCGCCGGCCGCAACCCGCCGACCACGUCACGGAGGUGAAGAUCAGCGAUGACGAUGCGGGCGGCGGCGGCGUCGGCACCGAUGGCGAGCUGAAGCCGGCCGUCUCGACGCACUCGCUGAUCCACCAGGAGCUGGAACACUCGCUGAAGCAACAGAACGCGCUCCUCCGUCAGAUCCUGCUCGAGAAGGAGAAGCUCCAGGAGCGGUACAGCCAGUGGGAGCAGGCGCUCGAGACGCAGAGCCUGCCGUGCCAGUCGCUGGCGGUGGUCGCGGCCACCCAGACCGACUGCAACACCGGCACGCAGACGGAACCGGUCGACGCGGGCGGUGACGCCGGCGGGCGGCGACGGGUUUGGCGCCGGCGGCGGACCAAGAGCGAGAACGACGACUCGCUGUCGGAGGACGAGUACGAGUACGUGUGGUACAGCCCCCCGGACAGCCCGGACGGGGUGUACCUGAUCAAGCGGCGCCACCACCGGAAGCGCUCCCGCUGGGAUGGCGGUGGCGGAACCGAUGGCGGUGGCGGAAGUGGAGGUGACCAAGGAGGCCGCAAGGGUAACGGACGGCGCGUGGUGGUGGUGGAGUCGGUGAAGCGCAAGAUCCGCACACCGAUCCGCGAGGAGGACGACGACGGUGACUACGAUGAGGACGAGGUCGGCUACUCCCGGGGCCACCACCACCACCCGGGGCGGCAAGAGGGAGGGCGUGCGGGUGGGUAUCGGCCCCGGCAGCAGCAUCGGGUGCGGCAGCGGCUGGCACCGACCCACCAGGAAACCCGCACCAGCAUCCUGCGCCGGAAGCGCAACGAAGAAACGCUCCACGGGAAGGCGACGCCCAAGCAGGAGCAGCAGGCGGGCGGCUGCGGCGGUGGCGGUGGGGCCGCCCGUCUGAAGCGGGACGUGCUGCUGGAGAUAUCGGACUCACUGCACGACGCCGCUGCACCGCCGGCGCCCCCGUCAGAUGGUCGGCGGAAGAAGGUGUACCGGAAGAACGUCAAGUACUACGAGGAUUCGGACGGCUCGGAGCGGGAGGUGGAGGUGGUGCAGAAGAACUACUUCUCGGCCGACAGCUUCGACGAGCUGCGUGAUUCAGCCGAGCUCGACAACUACCGCUACACCGCCACCAAGACCUCCCGCUCGGUGUCCACCCUGUCGCCGAAGGUGGGCGCUACCGAGACCACCACCACCACCACCCGCAUCCGGCUGAACGCGGCUGACUCACCGCCGAAGGACACUGCGCCGGCCGCGGCGGGGAAAGGGGCCGUGAAGCCGGCGGCUCCUCCAGCCCCGAUGAGCAAAGCGCUCUCGAAGGAAGGACUCAACCACGACCCACCAGACUCGGCCGUGAAUCCGAAGUACAUGGACUGGUACUACAACCUCCCCGGCGGGGGUGGGAAGGAUGGCGACGGCUCGCUGGAGAAGCGCACCCAGCAGCGCAGAGCGCAGGGUGGGGAAGGGGAACCCGGACGGGCCACGGUGACCACGACGACCAGCUCGACGACGACCAUCACGACGCUGGGUGGUGGCCAGCGGAAGAAGCAGCCACCGGCGGCGACGGCCGAAGGUGCGCAAGGGGCGAAGGGAACGAAACCGGAACCGGCGCCCCGCUCGUCGCCGCCCAAGGAUGAGGCGCGGCUGCUGAAGGAGGAUAUCCAGCACGCCCGCCAGCUCGCCCAAGCUCAGGCGCCCGCCGAUGCCGACAGUCACCCGUUGCUGCAGCACUCGGAGCACUGGUACGAGGCCACCUACGACCCCCCGCCGGUACCGUCGCUCCCCGCCGACAAGCUGCCCCACUAUCUGUACGCGGAGACGCCGCCCAUCAUCAGCCGCGACAACAAGGUUCAGAUCAAGAUCAUCGACCCGUCCACGUCCAAACCGGGCCCGGCGGCGGCCGCGGCGGCAACGGUAGCGACGACACCGGCGGUGACGGCGCCAGCGGUGACGGUGGCACCCCCAGCACCGCCGGCACCAAGCAGCAAACCGGCAGCGGCAGGGACGACCACCACCGGCACCUCCAAGGCGCUGAACGUGUCGACGCUGGAGGAUGACCACGAUUCGGGCAUUGCGAUGAACUCGCUGCUCCACACCAGCCACCGGGCGGCGGCCCCGCGGGCACCCCGGAACAAGAUCGCGGACAAGAAGAGCAUCUUCACGAUCGCCUACGAUGACGUGCGCAUCCGGCAGAUCCGCUCCGAGAGCGACACACCACCGUUCUCCUAA